AUGAUAUCUAGAGAUCUCUACUACCUCAAUAACACUUUUAAUAUUCUAAAAAAAUAUGAGACAAUCAAAGGACAGAACAAGAUUCCGAGGAUUUCUCCACAGCAAUUCAAGAAAGAAUCCUGGAGCACUCCUGGCGUCAAGGGUUUACAAAUAUAUAUACCUGCUCCUCUAGAAAAGUUCCUUAUUAUGUACAGGAUGUUAGUAUACUCGGGCUUCAUCACGGCCUGGAGCUGCCUCUGA
Plasmodium inui San Antonio 1 is the source of this 240-nucleotide messenger RNA. RefSeq lists its product as hypothetical. The record is from RefSeq and is a predicted model, not a curated record. The transcript has a single exon. Bases 1 to 240 code for a protein of 79 amino acids. NCBI's taxonomy places the organism in Eukaryota, Apicomplexa, Aconoidasida, Haemosporida, Plasmodiidae.